This is a messenger RNA of Sinocyclocheilus grahami, 3145 nucleotides long. RefSeq names its product thyroid hormone receptor beta-like. Gene Ontology annotation, biological process: thyroid hormone receptor signaling pathway; positive regulation of transcription by RNA polymerase II; retinoic acid receptor signaling pathway. Gene Ontology annotation, molecular function: RNA polymerase II cis-regulatory region sequence-specific DNA binding; nuclear receptor activity; zinc ion binding. Gene Ontology annotation, cellular component: RNA polymerase II transcription regulator complex. Lineage: Eukaryota; Metazoa; Chordata; Actinopteri; Cypriniformes; Cyprinidae. Bases 1 to 1077 code for a protein of 358 amino acids. The transcript is spliced from 7 exons. The record is from RefSeq and is a predicted model, not a curated record.
AUGUAUCACACUCAGUUUGAACUACUCCGUUAUGAUAUUUCUAGGAAGGGUUUUUUUCGACGCACAAUUCAGAAGAACUUGAACCCGACAUACGCGUGCAAGUACGAGGGCAAGUGCGUCAUUGACAAAGUCACGCGCAACCAGUGCCAAGAAUGUCGCUUCAAGAAAUGCAUCGCUGUCGGCAUGGCAACAGACUUGGUGUUGGAUGACAGCAAGCGUCUGGCCAAGCGGAAGCUGAUCGAGGACAACCGCGAGCGGCGGCGGCGCGAGGAGCUGCAGAAGACGGUGUGGGAGCGACCCGAGCCCACGCAGGAGGAGUGGGAGCUCAUCCGGGGCGUCACCGAGGCCCAUAUGGCCACAAACGCCCAAGGCAACCACUGGAAGCAGAAGCGCAAAUUCCUGAGUGCAGUGGGGGUGAAGGAAGCCAAGCCCGAGGACAUCGGCUCUGCGCCCAUCAUCAACGCACCAGAGGGGAGCAAAGUGGACAUCGAAGCCUUCAGUCAGUUUACAAAAAUUAUCACCCCCGCCAUCACUCGUGUUGUGGAUUUUGCCAAAAAGCUGCCCAUGUUCUGUGAGCUGCCUUGUGAGGACCAGAUCAUUUUGCUGAAGGGCUGCUGUAUGGAGAUCAUGUCUCUGCGAGCGGCGGUGCGAUACGAUCCCGAGAGCGAGACUCUGACGCUGAACGGGGAGAUGGCCGUCACACGGGGCCAGCUCAAGAACGGGGGUCUGGGCGUGGUCUCCGACGCCAUCUUUGAUCUGGGUGUCUCGCUGUCCUCCUUCAACCUGGAUGAUUCGGAGGUGGCGCUGCUGCAAGCCGUGAUCCUGCUUUCCUCCGAUCGUCCAGGUUUGACGAGCGUAGAGCGGAUAGAGCGCUGUCAGGAGGAGUUCCUCUUGGCCUUCGAACAUUACAUCAACUACCGCAAGCACAAGGUGGCUCACUUCUGGCCCAAGCUGCUGAUGAAGGUGACAGACCUGCGCAUGAUCGGUGCCUGCCAUGCCAGCCGCUUCCUGCACAUGAAGGUGGAGUGUCCCACGGAGCUCUUUCCGCCCCUCUUCCUGGAAGUGUUCGAAGACUGACAGCCAACCAGUCAGGCCAAGCUGCUCCCACCAACACGACCUCCACAGAUCCGACCUCCCUCAGACUCCAUCUCCCUGUUCCCGGUCACAAGACUCUGUUCCCGGUCACAUGACUCUUUUCUAGCACUACUGAGCGUCAUUUCAUUCCACAGUUUUAGGAGAAGCUCUCUGGCCUAUUUUGAAUGGAACCAUUCCUUUUACAAAGCGGGUACAUGUGAAUAGCGUUACAGUUUUUUUCUUUCACUCUUUGUAAAAAGAAAAAUCAGCUUUCUGUUACUCUAGUUUUUUUCCCCCCCCCCAAUGUUAAAUAGUUUUAUUUCUGAUCGUAGUCUUUGAUGCCACUUAACGGAGAUGUAUGAACUAUGCAUCCGGGGUUCGUGUCACACGUCAGGCCUCAGAAAGGAGACAAAGAACACCAUACUGCGAAGGAGGACCGCAAUGUUUGGUUUCCUUUCACGUCCCUUAUCUGUUGGUCUAAAGGUCUUUUCAUUCUCACAUUAAGCCAUAGAUUGUUUAUAGUUCUGGUCCAAACCCUAAGUGAGCUGCCUACCUAGACAACAUUUCAAGACAGAAUAGGAACAUCCUUAUAUUGAGACAAACGAGGGCUCUUGAGUAUCGCAAUUGUGUUUUCUAGACAAGAUCACUACAUGGAAAGCAAAUUGUGACUUAACCCAGCAGGUACAGGGCAUCAGUAUAACGUCAGGUUGACGUCACAUUUUGGUUGAGAAUGAAAAUCGUGUUGACGUCAGUAUUUGACACCAAUUUGACGUUGACUUAACGUUGGAUUUUGGUUACACAACCUAAAAACAACAAAUAUCAACGUCAGCUGAUAUCGGUAUUGAACAUCAAAUUAACAUUUACAUUAGACACUGAAUUGACAUUGAAUUUUGGUCACCUGACAUCGCAACCGAAAUUUAACCAAAUAUCAGCGUCUUGCGACGUUGUGUGCCUGCAGGGAAAUGUUCCUGCUGCUCUUGAGAGUGAAAUCAGAGUAAUAUUACAUCUCACUGCUCUUCACAUUCAUUUUAUCGCUCUGUACUCUUGUGCAUUUGUAUCUCGUGUUUUCUCUGACAUUUUAGGAGAAACAUCUGGAAAAAAUUUUUAGAAACCCCUGAGAAUUUCAGAAAGCAACCUCAGAGCAAUAAAAUGGCCAUGUGAACAGUAGGCAUAAAAUUAUACUGCCUUCUAAUGUCAGGAUUUUCAACAUUGUCGGAUCGCUGUUUCUUUCACACUACUGUACACAACUGUUUUUUUUUUAUUUGCUGGGUUCAUACAUUGCACAAUAUUUCAUUAGGAAGAAUCUCAAACAAAGCGUAUCAUUUACUAAAUGCAUGCAUGAGAAGUGAUACAGAGAAUGAUCUCUCAUUGGCUGUAGGUCGUCGCUGAUGUCAUUUCCAGUCAAAACAUGCUGCAAGACGCAGAGGCUGCGUUCCAGUUCAUUUUUUAUGCCCUUCACUCGCUAACUUCCCUCGGAUAUCAUUGAUUUCGUUGCAUGAGUGCCCACUUCUGGCGGGCUGAACUGGAAUGUCCUAAACCCUUGAUCACUUAAAAUCCGCUAUGGAGUCGAAUUAUUGAAAAAUCAGCUUUCAAUAAUUGCUGAAAACGAUGACGCCAUAUUCGUGUUGCAUUAUGGUCUGUGGAGCGGCCUAAAGUGUCAAAGCCACUAGAAGGCAAGCCUGCAACCAUUAGCCGAAAAAGAGUGAUGGCUAAAGCUAACGCUUCUGGUCUGGCAGUACGUGGGAAAUGAGACCAGAGGCCAUUUUUUUUAAUGAAUGAAUGUCACUUAAAGAGUCUUCACUACGAUGAAUAAACAGCUUUUUAGAGGAAACGGCUUAUCAUUUAAUGAAUCGACAGCCUAUCUGCUAAUGUUCAACAUGUUUUAUACUAAACAGUACUUUUUAACAAUUUUUAGACUUUACCAUGAAAAAAUGCUGUUUUAUAAAAGAAGUCACUGACUUUUUGAUUCAUCUUACGGCACUUCCCAUUCAUUCCUUUGGGAUCCGUAAACGGCGACUGAGUGUCGCACAACUCUGACUGAAAUUCAAUGACGUCAAGGCUGUAAUGUGAU